Molecule: messenger RNA, 2472 nt
Organism: Botrytis fragariae
Lineage: Eukaryota; Fungi; Ascomycota; Leotiomycetes; Helotiales; Sclerotiniaceae
Exons: 1
Coding region: 1-2472 (823 amino acids)
Source: RefSeq, a predicted model, not a curated record
AUGAGUUAUCUCUUCCAAUUCCCAUUACGAAUGUUUCGAGGAACCAAUCCCGCGAAAUUUGAAUACCACAACCUCACAGAACCAGAUGCGAUUCGUCUCUUGAUUGUGCAUCCAGGUAGUCCUUCUUCUCCUAUUCACUGUAGUCUCAUGCAUACGAGUUUGAGGGAGUGUCGAUUAGAUAUCUAUGAUGGCUAUACAGCACUCUCUUAUGUUUGGGGAGAUCCAAGGGCGAGGAAAAUUGUGUUUAUCAAUGAGAGACCCUUCUCUAUAACUGUUAAUUUAGCAGAUGCUCUUCUUCAUCUACGCGAUGAAAAUCGUUCGCUUCGGUUGUGGGCAGAUGCAAUCUGUAUUGAUCAGGAUAAUUUGGGUGAGCGUACUCAGCAAUUGGGGUUGAUGAGAGAGAUUUAUCGGCUUGGGGGCCGGACUGUGAUUUAUCUCGGUGAGUCUUCUGAGGGGGUAGACACGCUGCUUGAUUAUAUUGGGAGAGAGGGAUCAGGUGCCCAGUUGUCGGAAAUAGAUGAUCUUGCGUUUCGGGAUGUACUCUCGCGUCCUUGGUUUACGAGAGUUUGGACGUAUCAGGAAUUGCUUCUUUCCAGAGAAGUUGUGGUUCAGAUUGGGAGGUGCAGAGUUCUGUGGCAGGAUCUUUGCGGGGUGUUUUUGGAUGGGGAUAAUAAGCUUGCUAUAGACUCGGAUAUUAAGGCUGGAUAUUUAUCAUAUCAACAAGAAAGAUCGGAUACAGCGAUGAUUGAUUUAGAUACGCAAGAGUGUGCGACUCAGAUUGAUUCAUCAUCGCAUAUAUCUUUCAAGCCUGCCACUCAAGCGCAUGCGUAUGAUCUGGAAAUAUUGAGGAGUAUGGAUGUAUCGCGACAGAAGUUUCAGAGCGGUGUUACUGGCGGAUCGUCUCUUCUGAGUAUUCUCGUAUCUCGACAAGGGUCGGGAGUUUCCGAUUUCAGAGACAUCAUUUACGGUUAUCUUGCUGUUGCUGAAAUUCGCUGUCCGUACAGUUACGGAAUAUCUUCAUAUUUAGAUCCGAAAGAUUAUCUGCCGGUGGUGGAUUACACCAAGAGCGUGGAUGAGGUUUUUGUCGAUGCGGCGUUUUACAUUGCUAUUUCUACCGAACCACGAAGACUCUGGGAUAUGCUUUUUCAUUCCGAAACUACGCAUCCGCAUUUGAAACGAGAGGGCUUACCAAGCUGGGUACCGGAUUGGACUCUCGGACGAAAUGACCUGCCGAAUUGUAGCUGGCCGUUUGUGGGAAACCAUACCGCGGAUAUUCCGGCGCCUGGAGAAUUGAAAAUGAGCUCUAAAGUGGGACCUUGGAUCAUACCUGUUGAUCCCCAGAUUCUAACAGUAUACUGUGACCUUCAAGCUAUUGCCCUUGUGACCAAGACUGCUCGACCAGAUUUCUCAGGAUCAAAAUUUGCCGAGCAGAAACACAUUUUGAUUGAUACUUUCCACGAACUUCUCGACAUGUACAAAGACAGGCCCAAAUUUGACGCUCGACAGGUAUGGGAUCUCCACUUCAAUUCCAAGCUUCGGAAUCUAUACAAAAGUCUCCACGUAUCGUGGGAGUCUUUAGAAGUGCAGAAUAUUUUCUGGAAGAACCCCGAUCUGCGACACUAUAAACUUUUCAGCAAGGUUAUGCAUCAGAUAUUUAAAUACUGCAGCAAGCUUUCCCAUAUCGGCGAACUUUCCGAAGCCAAGCUAUGGCAGCUUCUUCAUGGUUCUCCUAUUGCUAUUCUGCUUGUUGCGGCGAUAUUCCCAUCUAGCGAGAGACUCAUUAGUGAAAGGGCUUUUGCGCGAUUCUCUAAAUCUCCCUCGCUUAUGAGUAUUGGGAUAGUUCCCUACUCGACAAAAGUGGGAGAUUUUGUUCUGCAUUUUUAUGAUGGGACGGACAAUCAUUCUUGUGGAGUUUUGCGACCCAUGAAUGAUUGUAGAAAUGAUCAUCUCGAUGAAAAAAUCAAGACGAAAAUUGCAGUGCAGGGCUUGAGUUCUGAUAUUUCGAUUUUCCACUGCACUUAUAUUGGAAAGGGCUGGGUGGAUAAAGGGUGGGUGGAUAAGGGCUGGGAUAUUAAGACGCGUGGAAAUAGUGAUUUGGAUAUAGAUAUGGAUACAUAUACACACAGCAAUCUCGAGAAAACCGCAGAAAUUGCAGACAAUAAAUGGAAUCCCAAUUGGGAUCAUGCCUUAGACUCCUCCAACACACCCUCAGAAUCCGCCUCAAAUUUCGACUCACCACGAAAACCAGACGCAGAUUCAACUCAGAAUUUGAAGUUCCCCUCAGGUUCGCAUCUAAAUCCCAUUUCUCCAGAAGCAAAUCAGAAAGAUGAAUUUCGCAUGUCAUCAAAACUUCGCGAGUUCAUGUCGGAUGAAUAUUAUGAGCCUGUCGAUUCGCUGAUGAAUCUCAUGAGGGGAUUUGAUAGGACGGUUAAAACGGCUGAUUUUAAUCCGGUUAUGAUGGUUUUGCAUUGA